Trifolium pratense (red clover) is the source of this 2176-nucleotide messenger RNA. RefSeq names its product probable indole-3-acetic acid-amido synthetase GH3.6. The record is from RefSeq and is a predicted model, not a curated record. Gene Ontology annotation, cellular component: cytoplasm. The transcript is spliced from 3 exons. Gene Ontology annotation, molecular function: acid-amino acid ligase activity. NCBI's taxonomy places the organism in Eukaryota, Viridiplantae, Streptophyta, Magnoliopsida, Fabales, Fabaceae. Bases 182 to 1918 code for a protein of 578 amino acids.
ACUAUCCUAUUGAGUCAUUAACAAGUGACAACCAGCUGCAAUAUAAUCCCAAAAGGCAAUGAAUAUUUCUUCAUGAUCACCAAUAAAGAGUUUGUAUUGUGAUCUUGAAUGUGAAACACAUAUAUCAUAGAUCAAAUAAACAAGGACAACAACAUUAAGAAGUGAUUCCCUAUCUCAUCCCAUGAUGACAGACGAGGAACUGUUACAGAAGAUAGAAGAGUUGACCAACAACACCAAACAUCAUCAAUUGGAAACUCUUAACUCAAUUCUUCAUCAUAAUUGUUCUGUUAACUAUCUUCAACCUUUUUUUAAUAACAACAAAAGUGUUGAUGUUGAUCCUUCCACUUUCACACGCCUUGUUCCUUUGUCUUCCUAUGAAGAUUACGUUGACUUUAUUCACCAGAUGGCUGAUGAUGGAAAUCAUGAUCCUCUUCUCUCUGUUGAUCCUCUUCUCUGUUUUUUCUAUAGCUCGGGAACUACUUCCAUGAAACCAAAACUGAUCCCUUACUUUGAUUCAACCCUUUCCAAAGCUGCCUCAUUUGUUGGUCACCGGGGCAGUAUCGCGGUUCUUCAAAGGUUGUUUCCUCCAAGGCCUAAUAUCAACAAAAUCCUAUGGUUUCUCUAUGCUGACAAAAUUACAACUACAACUAAAAGUGGCAUAAAAGUUAUGGCAGCUUCUUCAUACCCUUUACAAAGUGGUAAGGUAACUUCUCAACAACUUGCAAUGUUCUCUAGUCCCCUUGAAGUCAUUCUUGGAUCAAAUGUUGAGCAUCAAAUGUAUUGUCACAUUCUAUGUGGUCUUAGGAAUCUUGAUAUUAUAGAUGGAAUUAAUGCUCCAUAUGCCAUAGGUUUGGUUAAAGUAUUUAGUUUUUUCGAGUCGAAAUGGGAGCAGCUAUGUGAUGAUCUUGAUUGUGGUUUUCCAAGUCAUGAGAUAUCAGAUAAGGGAAUGAGGGAAGAUGUGAUAAAAACUAUUGGUGGUCCUCAGCAUGAAUUGUCGAAUAGAAUAAGAUUAGUUUGUGAAGGUAAAAAUUGGGGCGGGAUUGUACGCAGAUUGUUUCCGAAUGUUCGGUUUAUUAAAUGUGUUACGACCGGAAGCAUGAAGCAGUACUAUCAAAAACUUAAGUUUUAUGCAGGAGAAGAUGUACCUAUUCUUGGAGGAGAUUACUUUGCUUCAGAGUGUUGUGUAGGUUUAAAUUUAGACAUAACGCAACCGCCUGAAACAACGCGGUUUGUAAUGCUUCCUACCUUCGCCUACUUUGAGUUUCUUCCAUUUCAGAUGAAUGAGAAUGAGAAAGAUGUUGUUGAACAAACAGUGGACCUUACCGGGGUUGAAGUUGGGAAGAUGUAUGAAGUGGUUGUAACUACUUACCGAGGAUUUUAUCGAUACAAAUUAGGCGAUAUAGUUAGAGUUGUUGGUUUUCAUAAUUCAUCGCCUGAGGUCGAAUUUGUGAUGAGAGCGCCGAAAUCUUCAGCCGAGAUUCUCACCGAAAAAGACUUGUUUACAGCAGUUGAAAAUUUUCAACUUGCACUUAGAAGUACUAUGGGAAUUGACUCCAUUGAGAUUGUUGAGUUUGCAAAUUUCUUGGAUCAAGAAUCGACUCCGAAGCAGUUAAAGGUAUUUAUAGAAGUCAAAGAGGAAUCUAAGUUUUUGGAGGAAAGAGUUAAAUUGUUUAAAACUUGUAUUUCCUCUCUUGAGAGUGGUUUAGGAGCAUUGUACAAGGUGCAGAGAGAUAAAGGUCAUAUAGGGAAUUUAAUGAUAGGCAUCCUAAGACAUGGAGCUUUUAAUCAGUUAUCUGAUUUGGCUAUUAAGAAUGGUACAUCAGCUAGUCAAUAUAAGCCACCUAAGAUUAUAAGGAAUCAUGAAGUUGUCAAUUUCUUGGAAAAAUUAGCUUUUGUUACAGUAUCAAUGGAUGACUAAGAUAAUAUUCUCCCCCUAGAGAAAAUUUUGUAAUUUUUUUCCAUCUGCUACUUAAGUAGCGAACGUGGUAAAAGUGUUCGCUACUUCAGAUAAUAUUCUACAUUUGUUCUUCUUGUGGCUAAAUUUACCUUGUAAUAUUUUCAAAUGAAAUAUAAUAGUUCCUUUGGAGUAUAUUUCAUGAAUCAAUGACAUCAAGACAAAUAAUAGUGAAUUCAAUCAUCAAAUAUAGAAGUAAAUAGACUAUAAAAAAUAUGGCUA